AUAGUGGGUGUGGUUCACGUGGAAGAAAAAUGGCGAUAUCUUUUAAGAAACUAAAGCAAGAAGAGGAUGAAGAUGACACUGAAUUAGGCGUCUCAGUCGCCGAUAAGGAGCAGGUUGUGCUAGGGGAAGAGAAGCACUCUCCUCCUACCAAGAGAAAGUUCACUUUACCAGGUCGUACCCCAAAACCCGGCAAUGGGAAACUCCGUGGACGAUUGAGCUCUUGGGCCGUGGCAUUCAUCGCCAUUACUGUCUUCACUAUAGCUAUUGUCAUAUCUCUUUUCAUUGCACUCCUCUUAACAGAACCAUACAGACCACCUGCUCCAAGUUAUUCCACAGGUGCUGUUGCAGCUGAUAGUGCUACGUGUUCGGAGAUGGGAGGAGAGAUUCUUAAAGCAGGUGGAUCAGCAGUUGAUGCCGCUAUAGUGGCCCUCCUUUGUGUUGGAGUAGUUCAUCCCGAAUCAUCUGGAAUAGGAGGAGGUGGUUUCAUGACAAUAUAUGAUCCCAGCUCUCAGUCAGUUAAAGCUAUCAAUUUCAGAGAAAAAGCUCCAGCAGCUUCAACAGUUGACAUGUAUCAUGGCAACGGAAACCUCUCGGAACUGGGUGGUCUUGCUGUAGGUGUCCCUGGGGAAAUUGCAGGAAUGAAACUAGCACAUGAUUUGUAUGGAAAGUUACCUUGGUCUGACUUAUUUUAUCCUGUCAUUGAUCUUGCAAGGAAUGGGUACCCGCUCAACGAGCACUCAUUUAAAUCAGUGAAAAGGGUUCAGGAUGAAGUGAUAAAUAGAACUAGGUUUGAUGAGUGGUAUUAUCAUGAAAAUGGAACAAUGAAAGGGAUUAAUGAAACAGUCAAGAGGCCAUAUUAUGCGGAUGUUUUGCAAAAGAUAGCCAGCGAGGGGCCGAGUGGUUUUUAUAAAGGUGACAUAGCAACAGAAAUAGUCAAUGCAGUACAAAGAACUGGCGGUAUAAUGACAACGGAUGAUAUGGCAUCUUAUGAAGCUCUGCUGGAGGAGCCAGUAUUCAUCAGAUACAAUGAUUUUGAUGUCUACUCAACUCCACUGCCUUCAGGAGGUCCACAGAUGCUCUUCAUUCUCAACGUAAUGGAAGACAUUGGAUUGAGCCAAGAGAGCGAAUGGAGAAACCUUACUUACCAGCAUCUCGUUGAGUCUUUCAAGUACUCGUUUGCGUUUAGAAGUAAGUUUGGGGAUCCUAACUGCUCUGAUUGUGAAGCAGAAAAACUUCACGAGUUACAAGCAAAAGUAUUGAGUGAGAAGUUUGCAGCUGAAAUAAAUCGUUCCAUCAGUAACAACAGCACUUUCCCUCCAUCUCACUACAAUGCUUCACUGUUUGUUAAUGAUUCUGGCACCACUCACGUCAGUGUAAUUGAUUCUAAUGGAAUGGCUGUCACUGUAACUUCUACUGUGAACACUUUCUUUGGCUCUAAAGUGAUUACUCCUAACGGUAUAGUACUCAAUAAUGAAAUGGACGACUUUUCAUCUCCAAACAUUACAAAUUAUUUUGGAAUACCACCAGCUGAGGCCAACUUCAUCAGUCCAGGUAAACGACCACAGUCUUCAGCCUGCCCUACAAUAAUGCUAAAGAAAAACAGUGCUGGGGAUUAUUAUGCAUACUUGGCCAUAGGAGCAGCCGGAGGCACACUGAUAGUAACAUCAACAGCUCAAGUUGCCCUGGAAGUUAGUGCAUUUCGUAAGUCUGUGUCAAAAUCCGUUGAGUCGAAACGGCUUCAUCAUCAGUUGAUACCAAAUACGCUCUUUUACGAAGAUGGUUAUCCUCAUAAUAUCACUGAGUACCUGAGGUCGCUGGGCCACGUUUCAAUCUCGUCUUUAGGAAAGUCUAUAGUGCAGGCAGUUGCUCAAGAAACUGAGGGAGUUCUCACUGCUCACUCUGACAGUAGGAAAGGGACGGAAUCCGGAUCUUUUGUUUAUCACACUUAAUCAUAACGUAGUGUCUGGUUUUUUUAUAUCUCGUGUAUGAUUAAAUUCUCUAUUAGUUUGUUUGAAUCAAAACAAUGUAGAAUCU
Messenger RNA from Amphimedon queenslandica, 2034 nucleotides. Its product is annotated as gamma-glutamyltranspeptidase 1-like. The record is from RefSeq and is a predicted model, not a curated record. Gene Ontology annotation, cellular component: plasma membrane. Gene Ontology annotation, molecular function: glutathione gamma-glutamate hydrolase. The transcript is spliced from 15 exons. Gene Ontology annotation, biological process: glutathione catabolic process. The coding region runs from base 30 to 1949 and encodes 639 amino acids. NCBI's taxonomy places the organism in Eukaryota, Metazoa, Porifera, Demospongiae, Haplosclerida, Niphatidae.